Molecule: messenger RNA, 1053 nt
Organism: Onthophagus taurus
Lineage: Eukaryota; Metazoa; Arthropoda; Insecta; Coleoptera; Scarabaeidae
Product: thioredoxin-related transmembrane protein 2 homolog
Cellular component (GO): membrane-bounded organelle
Molecular function (GO): disulfide oxidoreductase activity
Source: RefSeq, a predicted model, not a curated record
AUCCAUCAAAACUAAUCUAACCAAAUCUAACUUAGAAAUAAGAAAAUAUAGAAAUGUCGCUAAAAAGCGAUUUAAUCCAAGUUUUACGCCCAUAUUAUUUAAUUAACAUCGCUUUAAGCCUUUCUUAUUUGAUCUCAAAAAAGAUUCCGGUGUUAUGCGAGUAUUUAUUUCAAGCGGAGGAGUGCGAAUUGGAUGGGAGAGAAACCGAAAUAUUAUUCUUCCUUUUGAUUGUAAUUACAUUAAGGACUCGUAAAUCAGGUCGAGUUAACAUGAUAAGUUACUUAUCGGCAAGUUUUAUUUACACAAAAAUCGCUAAUUUAAUUUUGUGGUUUUACGCCGAUUUCGUUAUGGGGAUUAUUUAUGGAGUUGUUUUUAUUUUUACCGCGUUGAUAUUACCUGAACCAACGUAUUCCGGACCAAACCGAGUCAUUUAUUUUCGCGAUCUAAAAUCGUUGGAAGACGAAUUAAAAGAUAAAAACACCAUUUGGUUGAUUGAAUUUUACACGGUUUGGAGCCCGAGUUGUAUUGAUUUUGCACCGAUUUAUUCUGAAUUAAGUUACAAGUUUAGUUUGGAUAAUCUUAAAUUUGGAAAAUUGGAUGUUGGGAGGUUCCCGGAGGCUGCAAGGAAGUAUCGCAUUAAUGAUGGAAGUCUUAGUAAGCAACUUCCCACGUUGAUUUUGUUUCGGGAUGGGGAAGAAAGUGAACGGAGGCCUUUGAUUGAUGCUAAAAAUAAAGUGGUCAAGUUUAAUUUUAGUGAAGAGACCGUUCGGGGAGCUUUCGAUAUUAAAAAUUUGUUUGAUUCUUGUAAAGUUGGGUUGAAAUCGAAGAAACAUUUAAAAUCGGACUAAUUUUGGGACAAAAUUGAGAUAAUGUAUGUUAUGAUGAUGACGUGAAUAGAGAGGUGUUUAAAAAAAAAUGUUUGAUUUCUAUAUAAUUGUAUAUAUUUAUACGACAGAAUACUGUAUACAAUAUCUACGUACAAGUCACGUUUAAGCGGUCUGUAUUAUUAUUUUUUUUCUAUGUACUAGAAAAAUAUAGUAGAAUGGCACUUUA